AUUCUGUAGCUGUGUCCCACUGUGCAGACUGUAUCACCAGUUGUGCGUGCUGUUUCUGUGGAUAUCGGGCAUGAGACACUGCCAUGGUCCUUGGAGCUGCUCUUCCUGGACUUGUGUUUUUAAUGUUGCAGAGGACCUGGGCACAGUAUGGGCCACCACCCCAGCCUUUUAUCUGGGCAGUUCCAGGAGCUGUGGUUCCCAAAGGCAGUGAUGUGACCAUCUUCUGCAGCAUUCCUCCAUCAGUGACCAUUGUCCGUCUAGUCCAUCUUGUACCCCGUACUGUGUGGUAUGAUGGUUCCCCACAGGGAGCCCAGGAGGUGCUUGAGUUCAGUCUGAAGAAUAUAACACACAGAAAUGCUGGGGUUUACUACUGUGACUAUUUUAGGGGAGGUGAAUGGUCACGAAGUAAUGACAUUCUGGAGCUGGUGGUGACAGGCAUUUACAAUGAGAAGCCAUUCCUUACUGCCGAUUCAGGACCUCAGGGAAUCUCAGAGAGAAAAGUGACUCUCCUCUGUCACACGCAUCCUUCCUUUGACAUCUUCAUCCUCUGCAGAGGUGGAAAUGCCUCCUUUCCCCAGAGCUGCUCACGUCAGAACCAGAGCACAUUCCUCAUCUCCCCCGUGAGUCCAGGGCACAAGAGCACCUACAGAUGCUUUGGCUCUCAAAAAUACAGUUCCUACUUGUGGUCACUGCCUAGUGAUCUGCUUGAAUUUUCAAUUCCACGGCCACCACCCCAGCCUUCCAUCUGGGUUGUUCCAGGAGCUGUGGUUUCCACAGGCAGUGAUGUGACCAUCUUCUGCAGGACCCUUCCAGGAGUGACCACUGUGCGUCUAGCCCGUCUUGCACCCAGUACUGUGUGGUAUGAUGGUACCCCACAGGGAGCCCAGGAGGUGUUUGAAUUCAGUCUGAAGAAUAUAACACAGAGUAAUGCUGGGGUUUACUUCUGUGCAUACUUUAAUGGAAGUCAAUGGUCACGAAAUAGUAAGAAUCUGGAUCUGGUGAUAACAGAAUCUUCUACAUCAGAUUGCAGAUUAGAGAAUCACAUUCAGCUCAUCCUGGCUAUCGUCAUCCUGUUAGGUCUCGGGGUUCUACUGCUGGAUGCUUGCAACAACAGAGAGAGCCCAUGA
This is a messenger RNA of Microtus ochrogaster (prairie vole), 1127 nucleotides long. RefSeq names its product leukocyte immunoglobulin-like receptor subfamily A member 3. The record is from RefSeq and is a predicted model, not a curated record. The coding region runs from base 84 to 1127 and encodes 347 amino acids. Gene Ontology annotation, cellular component: plasma membrane. The transcript is spliced from 6 exons. Gene Ontology annotation, biological process: immune response-regulating signaling pathway. Lineage: Eukaryota; Metazoa; Chordata; Mammalia; Rodentia; Cricetidae.